Molecule: messenger RNA, 2947 nt
Organism: Styela clava
Lineage: Eukaryota; Metazoa; Chordata; Ascidiacea; Stolidobranchia; Styelidae
Product: conserved oligomeric Golgi complex subunit 8-like
Biological process (GO): intra-Golgi vesicle-mediated transport
Cellular component (GO): COG complex
Source: RefSeq, a predicted model, not a curated record
UCAGCAUAUAUUCAAAAAUUACCAGGCAAACUUCAAGAAGUUGUCAUUUGGUCGAAUACGGAUGCUGCUCAAUUGGAGUAUUUUCUAUUUGAACCUAUUACUCUUACCACCAUUCUCUGGGCGUUGUUAUACCUCUGUUUUCUUUUUUUAUAAAACAAUGUUGUAUCAUAGUUUUAUAUUUUUAAUAUUUACUUACUAUCGAUCUCAAUAUAAUGAUCAUACUAUUUUAGAUCUAUUUGUAAUGGUCUUUCUAUUUUCAUAAAAAUAUUUGCAAUAUUGUCACUGUUCACUUUUUCCUGCUAAGAGAUUAUGCCAUACUGCCUGGAUCAAGUCUGCCAAUGUUUAGACGUUCACAUGUCGGUUCAUUUCUUUUUCCUGACUGAUUAACUGAUAUAUUGCAUCAUGCAAAAUAUUUCAUAUCAUAUUAUGUUUAAAAAUAUCUCAGAGUCAGAAAUAUUAGCCAUAAUGAGCUCUACAACUUCGAAGAUUGAUAUUGAUGAUGAAAGUGUUUUAACAUCUAUUUUCAAAGAUUCAUUUCCAGAAAGUUGGAGGAGUGACUCAGAGUUUGUUACUUAUUUGUCGGAGUUGAGUUCUUAUGGAAUUGAAAAAUUAAAUCGAGAGCCUGAUAGACUGGAUGAAGAAAAAUCUCAUGUAUUAGAACAAACACAAGAUCUUGCAUUCCAUAAUUAUAAAACCUUCAUCAAAACUGCUGAGUGCUCGAAGGAUAUUUUUCAAGAUUUUAGCCUUAUUGAAGACAGGCUUGAAGGGAUGAUUGAUAAACUUCCUUCAUUAUCAGAAAAAGCCAAAUCCUUCAUGCAAGCUGCACAAAAUAUUGGGGCAUCGCGAAGAUCUAAUUCAUUAACUUUAACAAGACACACUCAAAUUCUUGAGAUUCUUGAAAUUCCACAACUAAUGGACACGUGUGUUAGGAAUCAAUAUUAUGAUGAAGCAUUAGAACUUAUGUUUUAUGUAAAAAGAAUGGAAAAGAAGCACAUCAUCACUGAUAUACCAGUACUAGGAAGUAUUAUCAAUGAUGUCAAGAAAUCUGCUCAACUAAUGCUACAUCAUUUACUCUCACAACUUCGAACUGGAAUACAAUUGCCGGCCUGUUUACGUAUAAUUGGAUAUUUGAGACGUUUAGAUUGUUUCAGUGAAGUUGAACUCAGAUUGAAGUUUUUACAGGCUCGCAAUUCCUGGCUAGAAAGCAUACUUGAUGCGAUUCCAAAUGAUGAAGCUUACACUCAUGUUACCAGAACAAUCGAAGCCUGUCGAAUCCAUCUAUUUGACAUUGUUACUCAAUACAGAGCAAUUUUCUCUGAUGAAACAGAUCUGGCAUAUUCUUUCUUACCGACACAAAAAGGAAAUGAUAAUUUGCAAGACAAACCUAGAGACACUUCAGUAUUUUACAGCUGGCUAGUGUACAGGAUUUCCAUAUUUCUGGACACUCUCGAAAAAGAUCUAGCUAAGGGAGUUGGAAACAGACUUGAUUCUGUUCUUGGACAAUGCAUGUAUUUUGGAUUAUCAUUCAGUAGAGUUGGGGCAGAUUUUCGCGGACUUUUAAUUCCCAGAUUUCAGAACGCUGCCCACUCUAUGUUCAAACAAACAAUUGAUGCUGCUACACAAGAGUUUGCGACUGAUAUGAUGUCGUUUUCACUCAUCACAACUUCUAUUGCAUAUAAUCAAUCAAUGACAGGAUCAAUGACAUCCAGCAUGUCUGCGAGUUAUGGAUCAUCCACUAAUUCUCCACCUGCAUCUCUCCUAGAAUUUCCACCUCUAGGCGUUUAUCUUAAUAAUGUACUUGCUGCUUUCAACGACUUAAGACUCUGCUGUCCUGUUGCUCUUGCACCUCUUGUUCCAGCCACACUAAUGGAAUCUUUGCGAUGUGUAGUCGCAGAUAUACUUGGAUUCUAUCAUACAGAAGAAGCUGCUUUUAGUGACAAGGAAAGGAUAGCUUUUAACAGAUAUAGCACUGCCUUUUGUCAAGACAUGAUCCCACAUAUAGAAGAAUGCUUGACGUUACUUUUUCCUUCCAAUGAGAUUGGGAAUAUGUUUGGCAUAACACCCUCACAACUCAAAUCUAAAUUUGGAAAAAUUGGUCACAUGGACACUGCGGAUAUCAUACGGCCACUUGAGCCAUUUUUACCUGCAAAAGAAGAAUUGGUUCUAGAUUCAGGUGACAACAAUGUAACAACUGAAAAUGAAAAACAGGAGAAUGGUGUUGAUGAAUCAGUACAAUCUGAUGAUAAGGAAUCUGGAUUGAGAAUGGAUGUAACUGGAGAGUCUAGCUGAUUUCAACAUCAGUGAUAGCAUACUGAUAGUGAGAUACAAGAUUGUAGUAGUGAGCUAACUUGAGGUGUUCACCUACCCCAGCGUUUCUCGAACUAUGUUCCGCAGUGUUUCAAGAGCUUCAUAUGACAGGGAUCGGAAUUACAACUAAAUAAGUCGCCAUGGCAAUCUCGACCGUACUUUGUUGCCUCCGAGUCUUAAAUUUGUCUCCGAAAAGGCGUACAGGCCUUGCUGUCUAAAUAGGCAGACAGUCCUUGUUCGUGCCAGUCUGAAAAGCAUGGCAGUCAACCGUUCAGUAUCAUUAACAGUCGGCCUAUGACUUUGCUCUGAGCGGGUAUUUCGAUAAAAUAACAGAUGGGUGACCGAAAUUGAAAUUCAUGAUGUGGCAUCAAUGAAAGACAGCUGCAGAAUUGCAACUGCACUCUCCGAUUCAUCGUGGCUGAACUACAUUAUUUUGCAGUCCUUAUUUAUUAUUAUUACAAUAUGAUAAAGUCUUAUGUUUGUGAAAAUAUAAAGUAUGAAUUGAAGUGUUCCUAAAUGUUAGUUCGUUGGGACGCUAACGGCACUUUGUACUUUAUUCAAUUCAUGAAUCGUUUUGAUUGUCUUUGUAUUUUGGUGCAAUAAAGUUGCUGGUAAUAAAGAAGAUUUGAUUUUAGUUGAA